Molecule: messenger RNA, 3054 nt
Organism: Tigriopus californicus
Lineage: Eukaryota; Metazoa; Arthropoda; Copepoda; Harpacticoida; Harpacticidae
Product: muscle M-line assembly protein unc-89-like
Exons: 10
Coding region: 182-2923 (913 amino acids)
Molecular function (GO): protein binding
Source: RefSeq, a predicted model, not a curated record
UCCUUCGUUACGACCAGAAAGAGAGACAAAACGGGAACACGAAGAGAGGCACACAAAAAGUGGACCAGGCAUCAACAUCUGUCUAUGUGACUUUGGAGGCUCCAGCUCACCUCUGGUGGAAGUGUGUGUCGAGAGUGAGCAUGGCCAAGUGCUAACUUAAACCCGACGAAUCCCCCAAACCAUGGGCAACCAAAGUGCCAAGAUCCAUUUCAAGAAUCAGGGCCAUUCGGACCGAUUCGUCGGGAACGUGGACCAGGCCUUUCCUGAAGAAAAAUCCCGAGCUGAUUGGGCGGCAGGAUGCCCAUCUCCACCCGGUAGACCGACCAUCGAGUUAUCGAAUCAACGCACUGAUGAUGCAGAUGAGAAUGCUGUCACAGACGAGAUUAAUCUGUCAUGGAAUGUGCCAGAAGAUGAUGGUGGAUAUCCAAUCAUUGGAUAUCGCGUGGAGAUGUUGGAUAUUCAGUCGGGCUACUGGAUCGAAAUCACAAGUAUCGAGGGCUAUGAGCCUAAGUGUACCUUGAGUAACAUCCUUUAUGGGAUCAUGUAUCGAUUCCGGGUUUUGGCUCUCAACGACGUGGGAGUCUCGGAACCGGGAGAGCCCUCGGAUCCGGUCGUGAUCGAUGUUCCGGGCGUGCAAAUUGCUCCCUACUUCGUUCAAAUGGUCAACGAUACCAUCGCUCUGGAGCAUGAAAAAGUCGAGUUCAGGGUUCGGGUCUUGGGCACACCCAAGCCCACCGUUCAAUGGUACAAAGACGAGCUGGAAAUCUUUUCUUGCGAUCGUAUCGAAAUGCGAGAAGAGGAGGAAGGAGGCGUGGUCAUCUUGAAAUCUGCUCGUUUGAGCGAUUCGGGUAACGUCAAAUGUGUGGCCAUAAAUAUCAUGGGCAAGGCCGUCUCCACUGCACAGUUAGUCAUUGAAGCCACUCCAAGAUUUGAUUUGCCCGAAAGCUACAGCGAGGGUCUCAUUUUCCGCGAGGACGAAGUUAUUCGUAUUAAAGUGCCUUUUGUGGCCAAACCCACGCCCAAAAUCGUGUGGUUCUUCGAAGAUGAACCCAUCACUUCGCCCGGGCCGGAAAUUCAGAUCGACACCUCGGAGUCCCAGACCAGUUUACGGAUCCAAAAUGCCAAACGGUGGCAUUGUGGCGAGUUCCGGGUUUAUGCGGAGAACGAGAACGGCGAGGACGCAGCUUCGAUCCUCGUCACUGUCACCUCUCCCCCUUCUCCGCCGGGAAUGCCAGUGGUCAUAGAUAUUUCUGAGACGCGUUGCACUUUGAGGUGGGAUCCCUCCUCCGACGAUGGCGGCACCGAGAUCAAGCAUUACGUGGUCGAAUACUUUCGAGACGUGUGGAACGUUUGGCUCAAGGCCCGAACUACCAAAGAGUGCCAAGCCGUCAUUGACGACCUAAUCCCAGGGUCGAGAUACAUGUUCCGCGUCAAAGCCGAGAACUCUUACGGCAUUAGCGAGCCUGGACCAGAUUCGGAUCCGUUCGAUGUUGGGAGUGGAGCCUCGUCAGAAAGACAAUCCAAAACCUAUUCCGAAGCCGAGUCCUGGUCCAAUCGCUCCAUGGAGGGGGGCGACCUUCAGACGAGCAUGAUGGAAUCCGAGACGCCCACCAUCGUGUUUCCCGACCAGAAGGCAUCCGCCUCCCCGAGUGCACUCAGCAAGACUAAACUCUUUUGGCCUUCUGACGACAAGGAGGAUGACAUUUUAGACCGAUACCUGAAAGUGCAGACCUUCAAAGAUCUUCGGAUCCCCAGUUGCGAAAGCGAUGGCAUGCCCUCGAUUGUAGGCAUUGAUGAGGAUAAUAUGUCCGACACUUCGGACAUGGAUCGAACCCACCGAAUGUUCGACGAGAUCCAACAGAUUUCCAGCGACGAUGUAGAGGACCCUGACGACGAAGAGGACCCAUCCUUGAGCGAAUUUCAUAUGGAACCCAACGAGCAAGAGUACGCCCAGCACCAUCACGGAAGUAUGGAUUCCAUUAACAUCAGUCUGGACAGUAUUGCCAGCGUGAUUCCUCCCGAGAAGAAAGAGGCCAUGAACAACUUCGAAGAGAACCUGAAUGCCAUGAUCCAAGAGGCCCAACAAGACAUGGUAGAAGUCCAUCCAGAAAAACCGACCUACUCCGACACUCCACCUGAAAAUCCCCCUAUCCGAGGUCGUCCUCGGAAAUCGUCCUCGGCCUUGUCCACCCCCGAGUCGAUUGUCUCGGUCAUCGAGAUGCCGUUGGUAAAGCAGGGAAAGGCCGAUGUCUUGCCCACCCCUGCCAUUUCCGUCACCCAAGAGGAAAUCGGUCGCUUGACGGCGAAACAACAGCAACAACUAAAGUUAAAUCAAAAUGAUCCAGACACCUUGGAUCGUGAUGAUCUAUAUCAGAACAUCAUUCGAGCACCACCCAAAUUAAGGUCAGAGCGGUCUCGGAGUGGAUCAGUUACGGAUCUAGGACAAACCAGCCGACAGGAAUCGCCCUUUUCCGGUCGAGGAGGGAUCGGAAUCGGCGGUGCAAGGAAUGGGGUCUUGGUCAAUACGAGGCCUUUGAGACGCACGAUUAGCCGCGAAGACCCCGUGGAAGCGACGACCCUGGGCUACAAUCACUUCACACCCCAGCCUAUCGAAGUGUCCAUUGACCCAUUCACGUCACCUUCAACUCAAUUAUUUCAACCCGAACUUGUGGCUCGAGCCGGUCGAUUUCGGAUCGUGCUUCCUCGGAACUUGGCCAAUUGGCUCAUGUUGGUCAACGUGUAUUCGUUUGUGAUGUUGAUGACCCUGAUGGUGGCCAACUCGAUUCCCAACAGUCAACUCUUCACACUGUUUACAGCCUAUUGGAGCCUUAUCUUAUACUUUACCAUCCUGGAUGAUGGACAUGGAAAAGAUCCAUUUGAGACGAUCGCCGAAGCCUUUGUCAAAAAACCGAAAGUGCUUUAAGCACUUCCCGAAGGAUUCUUAAGAUGAGCUUGACAUGUGCUUUUGUGUAGAAAUGCCAAUUCAUUUUAAUAUUUUCAUUGCAUAAAAGGGGGAAAACUAAAAAAAAAAAGCCUUUAAACUCUGAAAACAAA